Messenger RNA from Ilex paraguariensis (yerba mate), 2292 nucleotides. The record is from the annotation of a GenBank genome assembly. NCBI's taxonomy places the organism in Eukaryota, Viridiplantae, Streptophyta, Magnoliopsida, Aquifoliales, Aquifoliaceae.
AUGUCCACCACCAUCCCUUCCUCCGCCACCUUCUCCGCCGCAUACGGCGGCUCACCGCCACCUCCACCAGUCACCACCUCCCACAACCUAACCAACCUCGGCCUUGGAUACGCCAUAGCCAUCGCCCUUGGCUUCCUUGUUCUUCUCUCUGCUAUCCUCCUCACAUCCUAUAUCUGUUGCCGCUCUCGUCGUUCUCAAAACCCUAACCAAAACCCCAGCACGAAUAACUCUUCAUCCGACAAUGGAAUAUAUCUCCCUCGGAUUAUUUUUGUUGCCGAAGACGACGAUGACGAAAGCAAUAACGAAAUCGCCGGGGUUGGGCUUGAUCAAGCUGUGAUUAAUUCGUACCCGAGAUUUGCUUUCUCCAAGGACCGGGGAAGUAGUGGUGGGAAUAGUGAUUCCAUGUGUUCGAUCUGUUUGUGCGAGUAUAGGGAGGCGGAGAUGCUGAGGAUGUUGCCGGAUUGUAAGCAUUACUUUCACUUGAUGUGUAUCGACGCAUGGUUGAAGCUUAAUGCUUCUUGUCCGGUGUGUCGGAACUCGCCGCUGCCGACGCCGUUGUCCACGCCGCUGCAGGAGGUGGUGCCGCUGUCUCAGUACUCGGACGGUCGGAGGAGCACGAAUAACUCUUCAUCCGACAAUGGAAUAUAUCUCCCUCGGAUUAUUUUUGUUGCCGAAGACGACGAUGACGAAAGCAAUAACGAAAUCGCUGGGGUUGGGCUUGAUCAAGCUGUGAUUAAUUCGUACCCGAGAUUUGCUUUCUCCAAGGACCGGGGAAGUAGUGGUGGGAAUAGUGAUUCCAUGUGUUCGAUCUGUUUGUGCGAGUAUAGGGAGGCGGAGAUGCUGAGGAUGUUGCCGGAUUGUAAGCAUUACUUUCACUUGAUGUGUAUCGACGCAUGGUUGAAGCUUAAUGCUUCUUGUCCGGUGUGUCGGAACUCGCCGCUGCCGACGCCGUUGUCCACGCCGCUGCAGGAGGUGGUGCCGCUGUCUCAGUACUCGGACGGUCGGAGGAGUUUAAGAGCAAAGUUUUGGGGAGUGAUUCGGGGCAAAGCUUUCAGCCCUCCUCCAGCCGAAGAUUUCGGCUUUAAGUCUCAGAAAAUCCAACAGGAAAUUAAUUAUACAAGAGAUUCCCUAAAAGAGUCAUCAUCUAGGUUGAGGCACAAAGCUUUUCUUGCAGAGAUUUUGGGUCUUGUUGAGUCAGUGCAGGCAUAUCUCCCACUUAAUGAAGGCACUCAUGAGCACAAAAAUGAACUCGGGACUCUGCAUCCUCUAUCAAGACCGAAGCAAAAACCCGAUGAUCCUGCUGAGUACUUCUUGAUUGAAGAGAUCCGAAAGUAUGUCAGAGUCAAACCCAACAGACUAGGAAAACAGAAUUUCAUGGGAGCUAAUGGAACUUUUACUAGCAUUGGCCAUGCUUGUUUUGCCAUGAAGAAAGAUCUUGAAGAGUACAUGGAUUAUGAUAUUGGUGAAAUCUGCAACGAUGACUGGAAACUGGCUCAAAAACUGAUGGUUCAUGGGUGUGAUCCACUGCCAAGGAGGAGGUGCUUCUCGAGAGCUCCUAAACUAUACGAUAAACCAUUUCCUAUCAAUGAGUCUCUGUGGAUGCUUCCUGAUGAUCGAAAUGUCCAAUGGAGUCAGUACAGAUGCAAGAACUUCGUUUGCCUGGGUAGUAAUUCAACCCGCAAGGGGUUCUUCAAGUGUGCUGAUUGUUUCAAUCUCACUCAUCACGAAAUGCCCAGAUGGGUUAAACUAACAUAUCAGGACCCAAACUCAAAACUGACUGCAGAUUUUCUUAUCACUGAAGUGCUCAACUUGAAGUCAGGAGAGAUUAGAAUUGGCUUGGAUUUCAGCGUUGGCACCGGGACUUUUGCUGCUAGAAUGAGGGAAUUCAAUGUCACAAUAGUUUCUGCAACAAUCAAUCUUGGGGCACCCUUCAACGAAAUGAUCGCUCUUCGUGGGCUCAUCCCACUUUACUUAUCUAUCAAUCAACGCCUUCCCUUCUUUGAAAACACUUUGGAUCUGAUUCACACGACGAAAUUUCUUGAUGGGUGGAUUGAUUAUGUGCUGCUGGACUUUGUAUUAUAUGAUUGGGACAGAGUUUUGAGGCCAGGAGGAUUGCUGUGGAUUGAUAGCUUCUUCUGUUUGAAGCAGGAUUUGGAUGACUACUUGGAAGCAUUUAAGAUGCUAAGGUAUAAGAAGCAUAAAUGGGUUAUUCUACCAAAGCUGGAUAAAAAUGAUCACAGAGAGGUAUUCUUCUCUGCCAUCUUAGAAAAGCCACCGAGACCAUUCCGAUGA